GCGGCUUUCAUUGGGGAAAACGCCUCUGACGUCGCAACACCUAAAAAAAAAGCAGAAGAAAAGAGCGGUCGAGUGAAUUAACAAAAUCGCUUUCGGCUGUAAAUAACCCGCAUCGUGUCGUGUUGCACUGAAAAUCACUUGUAAAUUGUUGUGUCAUUAAUUGCGAAAAGACAAAACAAACAAAAAGUCGACACAGUGCGCUGAUUGUUGACUCGAAUUAAGAGCGCGACAAAUUCUCAUUUUUGUUAUUUCGGUUUUUGGUUUUACUCUGGUCGCCUGACAAUCUCUAAAUCACCUUUAAAACGUACCCAACGCGGGCCAUCAAAUUAAGUAAAUUGCAAACAUCAGUCAACGGCCUGUUUGGCGUUGAUUCCAGUACAUGUGAUCCGCACACUUUGAGAGAUCCCAUCGGGCGAGGGCAGCCAGAACAGGAAGCCAUCGGAAUCGUCUGAGAAAUCGAACAUGGACCUGAAAAUGGAGCUGGGAGGUUACGUGCAGUCCGCGCCCAACACAAAGCGCUUCGUCGUGGAGGACUCGAUUACCAAGGUGACUUCCGACGGGGAGCCGCACGGAAUGAUGACCAUGGUGGCCGGACUGUCCGGCCUUCUGGCGGCCAUCAUCAUUCUGGCCGUCCUCGUGUCCAUGGUGGCCUGUCGCAAGCAGAGGAGCAACACCAACCGGAAGAGCAACUCCUCCGCCAAUGUGGUGGCCAUGACCAGUGUGCCGCGGGAUCGGCCCCAGUUGGCCGGCAACCUGAACGCAGCGUUUGCGGAGAGCACUCUGACCUUGGACAAGGUCAAGGACAAGGACGUCCAGUGGCGGCCCACUUCCGUGGUGGUGGAGCGGUACUAGCUUACGGGGAAUGCACCUAAACAUGCACCAGCCACCGGACGGGCACGUGAUGUUUUUUGUAAACGUUUGAGACUGAGACUUAGCCUAAGGAUUUCCAGCACUAUCUUUUAUCACAUGUUUUUUUUCUUGUUAAAAUAUUAAUAAAUAUAUACACACAUAUAUUAUUUUACAAUUA
This is a messenger RNA of Drosophila biarmipes, 1027 nucleotides long. RefSeq lists its product as uncharacterized. The record is from RefSeq and is a predicted model, not a curated record. The transcript is spliced from 4 exons. NCBI's taxonomy places the organism in Eukaryota, Metazoa, Arthropoda, Insecta, Diptera, Drosophilidae. Bases 463 to 852 code for a protein of 129 amino acids.